UCGAGUCGUUUUCCGUCACACCAUCCCAUCGUUCCAACACGACACGAUACGACACAGCGCACAGUCGUACAUCUCAACAAUGGCUCCAUCCGCGGAUAUAACCGAUUCCCCCUCCCCCAUCUCUACGGAGACCACCAUUUCUGCCCUCCGAAAGACCCUCGUCUCCGAAGCCACGCCCCUCCCCCUACGCUUCCGCGCCCUCUUCUCGCUCAAGCACGUCGCGACCAACUCACCUCCCCCCGAUGCGGAAGCCGCCAUUGACGCCAUCGCCGCUGCAUUCUCCUCCACUUCCGCCCUCCUAAAGCACGAGCUUGCUUAUUGCUUGGGCCAGACCCGCAACCUGCGCGCCGUGCCCCCGCUACGUCAUGUGCUGGAAGACUUGAAAGAGGACCCCAUGUGCCGCCACGAGGCGGCCGAGGCGCUCGGAGCGUUGGGUGACGCCGGCAACUUGGAGCUUCUGCGUCGGUUCCGGGAUCGCGAGGGUGAGGAGGUGGUGGUCAAGGAGACGUGCGAGAUUGCCGUGGACCGGUUGGAGUGGGAGAAUUCGGAGCAAAGAAAGGAGGAAAAGCUGCGCAAGAGCGACUUCACAUCCAUUGACCCCGCACCGCCUUUGGAGGAAACCCAACGGACAGUCGACCAACUCGAAAAGACCCUCAUGGAUACCGACAAACCCCUUUUCUUGAGGUACCGCGCCAUGUUCGCCCUCCGGGACCUCGCCUCGCCGCCCGACCUCCCCACAGCCGUCCCCGCCGUCCACGCGCUCGCCAAGGGCUUCGCCGACCCCUCGGCCCUGUUCCGCCACGAGAUCGCCUUCGUCUUUGGCCAGCUCGCCCACCCCGCCUCCAUCCCCGCGCUGAUAGCGGCGCUCAGCAACCUGGAGGAAGCCAGCAUGGUCCGUCACGAGGCUGCGGAGGCCCUCGGCAGUCUGGGCGAGGAGGAAGGCGUCGAGGAUACACUGAAGAAGUUUUUGCAUGAUAAGGAGAAGGUGGUGAGGGAUAGCGUUAUCGUCGCGUUGGAUAUGGCCGAGUACGAGGCGAGCGGGCAGACCGAGUAUGCUUUGAUUCCGGAGGGAGCCAGGGCAGCAGCAUAAUGGGGCAUAUUUCGACUCUCUAUUCUUUUCGCGUUAUUUUUAUUUUUUAUUUAUUUUUAUUUUUUAUCGAACGCCUUUAUGACGUAUAUACGUUCCUCAGUUGUUAUGCGACCACCU
Sodiomyces alkalinus F11 is the source of this 1207-nucleotide messenger RNA. RefSeq names its product deoxyhypusine hydroxylase. Gene Ontology annotation, biological process: peptidyl-hypusine biosynthetic process. The transcript has 2 exons. The record is from RefSeq and is a predicted model, not a curated record. NCBI's taxonomy places the organism in Eukaryota, Fungi, Ascomycota, Sordariomycetes, Glomerellales, Plectosphaerellaceae. Gene Ontology annotation, molecular function: deoxyhypusine monooxygenase activity. Bases 80 to 1090 code for a protein of 336 amino acids.